Lytechinus pictus (painted urchin) is the source of this 4126-nucleotide messenger RNA. Its product is annotated as B9 domain-containing protein 2-like. The transcript has 4 exons. NCBI's taxonomy places the organism in Eukaryota, Metazoa, Echinodermata, Echinoidea, Temnopleuroida, Toxopneustidae. Gene Ontology annotation, cellular component: MKS complex. Gene Ontology annotation, biological process: cilium assembly. Bases 279 to 803 code for a protein of 174 amino acids. The record is from RefSeq and is a predicted model, not a curated record.
AUACAUCACAAUAACAUAACAUAACAUGAAUUUAUGGCAAGUAAUAAGUGCAUGGAAGAGCUGAAAAUGUCUUAAUUAUAGCCGUGACAUUGAUCUGUUUCCAGAGAGAGCAGUGCACACGAAAAAUUUAUUUCCGUGGCAGUGCCACUGCACUUCCAGUAUUGCUGCCAUCUACGUUCAUUAAUCAUGCAUUUUUGUGAACUAAGCGGCGAAACUGUUAAAACUAGUCUUAGACAAAAGGAGAGGUCUAACGAUUAACGAAUUGCUUUCGUAGAGAGAUGGCAGAAGUUCAUGUUAUAGGGCAGAUCCUUGGAGCAAGUGGGUUCUCAAAUCAAAAUCUUUAUUGCAAAUGGAAAAUACACACUGGUGGAGCAUGGAAGGUCAUAGCUGGAAUAAGAGAAGGACAAACACAGGUGGAUCUCCCACAGAAUGAAAACUUUGCAGUCUGGAGUCAUCCUAUCGAUAUUCACUUUGCUACCAAAGGAUUACAAGGAUGGCCUAAAUUAAAAUUUGAGGUUUACCACCAAGAUGACUUUGGACGCAAUGAGCUCUACGGUUAUGGAUUCUGUCACUUGCCGACCUCUCCUGGUACACAUGACAUCCAAUGCCCGACAUGGCGACCAUCAGGAACUUUUCGUGAACAGGUUUCGCAGUACUUCAUAGGGGGCGCCUCACAACUACGGAAUGCCGAUAUGGUGCAGAGCGCUGAACGCUAUACUCUUCAGACUGUUGCUAUGGGAAAAGUUCACUGUCAGCUCGGGAUUAUUCUCAAGAAUUUUGAUAAAUAUGGCGUGGAAUGCUGAUGAAGGUGUGGAAACCAAUAAACUUGUGUACAAGGAGGCAUACUGGUGUAGUGGUUAUGGGCCGUGUCUCUUUAGAGAGUCAUGGGUUUAAAUCCUUCUCCAGGCAUUAAUUUCCUUCAGAAAGAACAUUAUCAUUACUCAAGACAAGUGAGGUAAAAGCUAACCUGGCUGGAAUUUAUACCUUGAAAUGCAGAACUGCUUAGAUAAAGCCCGGGUAAUUUUGCUGCAUUGUUCAGUACUUUUUUGUGACUUCUGAUAUGAGUGAUUAGUGAUAAAUUCAAGGUUGUGAAGUUAGCCACUGUCAUAUCACCAAGCUAUACCUUAUUAAAUUCAAAUUUAUCAAGAUACCCAUUCAGCUUGUCACUUUCUAGUUCAUAGGAUUGGGCAUAACUUUACACUCUUUGAUAAACACCCCACUAUAAUCAGUAAACUUAUAUCAGAUUGUUCUCUAUUAUAGUAUUUGAAGAAGUAAUCCACAUUUUCAGUCUGUAUUCUUGAAGCUAAAUGGCUCUUUUUGAGGGCAAGAAGGAAUGUCUUUUGUAAAAGAUGGUUUGGCAAGGAUACAAGCAAGUGUAAUUAUUUUUUUAAUUAUAAUAUUGAUUAUUACCGGUACUACUAAGAAUUGCAACUCAUCGUAUCACAAAUGAACCACAAAGAAAUGGGUUUAUUGCACUCUCUAUCAAGAUGAGGCAGAAUUUAUGUGAAGGAGUAAGCAGGUUCUUCAACAGUAAAAUAAAUUGAACUUCAUACAUGUAGGUAGCCAUUCAACUUGUGGCAUGUUGUACUUCUUCAUAAAUCAAAUUGUAGAGACGUAAAGGGGUGGGAGACUACAUGCUCAAAACAAUCCUCCGUUGUCAAAGUACCAUGACUCACCUGAUGUUUUCCAAGAAUUGUGCAUCUUCUGUAAGGUUUCUGUUUUAGGGACUUUUUAUCCCUUCUCAUUUUAAUGCCAAACAGCUUUUUUGUUUGGAACUAAAAUACAAUUUUCAAUGGCUCUUUUGCAACUUUUAUACAAAGGUUACAUGUAGAUGUACAUUUUUUUUUACAUUCUGGGGGUGAAUACAUUUUGUCUGCGGUGUAGGGGGAUGUGGUUGAUAUUGCCAAUGCCUUAUCAUGCUUGGUGAUGUUUCUUAAAGUUAUUAAUGAAGUUACAUUGCAAAAAACAUUUUUUCCUGACAUUUUUCUUUCAUGCCACAUCCAGUCAUGUUAAGUUCAUACUUAAAGGCCAAGUCCACCCCAGAAAAAUGUUGAUUUCAAUAAAUAGAGAAAAAACAAACAAGAAUAUCACUGAAAAUUUCAUCAAAAUCGGAUAUAAAAUAAGAAAGUUAUGACAUUUUCAGUUUUGCUUAUUUUUCACUUAACAGUUAUAUGCACAACUCAGUAACAUGCAAAUGAGAGAAUUGAUGAUGUCCCUCACUCACUUUUUCUUUUGUUUUUUAUUGUUUGAAUUACCGGUAUACAAUAUUUCAAUUUUUGCAUAUUUGGCAACAAGGACCAACUUGACUGAACCAUAAAAUGUCAAAACAAUGGUAAUUCCACAUGUUCAGGGAUGAAGAAAACUUUGUUUCAUAGAGAAUGAGGAGAAAAUUUAAAUAUUCCAUAUAUCAUAUAAUAAAAUACAAAAGAUAUAGUGAGUGGAUGAUAUCAUCAGUUCCUCAUUUGCAUAUCAGCAAGGAUGUGCAUAUUAAACUAUUUUGUGACAUUAACCAAAACUUUAAAAUGUCAUAACUUUCUUAUUUUACAUCCAAUUUUGAUGAAAUUUUCAGUGUUACUGUUAUGCUUGUUGAAUUUUUCUCUUUUUAUUCAAAUCAACUUUUUGUUGGGGUGGACUUUUCCUUUAAUCCUAUGUAAAGAUUAUAAAACACCCAGCUCCCCAUACCAGGAAUAUUUUGGAGCUUUAUGUGGUUUAAUUAAAAAAAGAGAGGGGCUUAUGAUAUGUACAGGUGAGCAACCUACUGUAAAUUUGGGGAAUUUGUUUUGUGAUUGUAUUAAAGAAAUUUAUGGGGUUGCCAUCAUACAUGUAGGUUUACAAAUAGGGCACCUCGGUAUAUUGUAUUGUUUCAUUACAUGAUUUGAAAAUUAAGUUUGUCUUUGGUAUAAUUUAGUACUGCAUCAGCAAUGAUAAUCAAUAAUAACAAUAUUCAUGAUAUGUUCAUUGUGAAUCACAUACAGUUAAUAGCUGUCAACAGCCCAGAUCAUAGGGGACAGGCUGACUCAGCCCCAUGUCAUUAUGGGUAUCAAACUAAUCCAGUCUUUAAAGGGGAAUGAUUACAUAUAAUAUAUUAUGUAAAAAGUAUUUUCUUGCCAAUAUAUGUACAUUGUUUGAUUUUGUGGAUAGGGAUUUUACAUACUGGUACCAAAAACUCGGAAGAAAAUCGCCUCGAGAAAUAUGAUCAGAAAUUUUAACAAAAAUUAUUGAUAACACCUAUUUAAAAAUUUUGGGUACAAGUUUUUAAAAUUCUUUAAAAAUGAACAUUACACCAAAAUUAUUGAUGUUAACUACUGAUAAUUUUUAUAUAUUUUCCUUAUCAUUGUCAAAUCUAUUUGUGACAAAAUUUCAUACAAUCAGUUUUGUUGACAAAUAUGACAAGUUUGUAGGCAUGAUUGUCCUACUUCAAACAGACACAGUACUAUUGUUUAUGGGUUCAUCUGAAUUUUGUAAUAAGUCCAUUAGGGUGCUGUAAUGAUCUUCUUAAAUACUGUUAGUCAUAUUUCAGUGUUUUUCAUCUGAAAUAUACAAUGUACAUGUUGUACAUACUGGUAUAGCAUUGUAUUAAAGGGGAAGCCCCUAUUACAUCCAGUUGGUUUCUAUAGCAGCAGAAGAGUGAUAGAAACACGAAGAUUUAAUGAUCAGACAAAGAUCCAUCAAAUUAUAAUUAUAGACUGCCUCAUAGAUUCAAUCAUACUCAAUGAAAGUUAUCAGGGGACCAAUUCAUGAAAGGACUUGUCAGAGGCUUUAUCGGACAGGUCUUCUUUUCUCCGACAGUUACCAUAGUAACCGUGCUCAGCCAAUGAAGGAAAGUUGUCUGAUCUGACAACUUGUUGGAUGAAACUGUUGAUGAAACGCUUCCCUGAUCUGACAAAUUGUCGGACAAACAUGUUGAAUAGCUCCUGCUGUUAACCAAAGUUGACUACUAAUUACCAAGAUGGUAAGCCUGUAAACUGUUCAAAUAUAUCAAUCGUUUUUAUUUUUACACUAACAUCAGACAUGAUUAGAAUCAAUGAAAUAGAGGGAGAUAUGAAUUCUCACAUUUGUUUUUGUUUUACACAAGUACAUGUGUAUAUACUAGUAUAGGAUUCAUUAAUAAAUUAUUUGUAAUUAC